This is a messenger RNA of Sebastes umbrosus (honeycomb rockfish), 1502 nucleotides long. It is a transcript of the gene golt1ba, whose product is annotated as golgi transport 1Ba. The transcript is spliced from 5 exons. Gene Ontology annotation, cellular component: endoplasmic reticulum; membrane. The record is from RefSeq and is a predicted model, not a curated record. Lineage: Eukaryota; Metazoa; Chordata; Actinopteri; Perciformes; Sebastidae. Gene Ontology annotation, biological process: retrograde transport, endosome to Golgi; endoplasmic reticulum to Golgi vesicle-mediated transport. Bases 140 to 556 code for a protein of 138 amino acids.
UGACGUGACGGGAAGGUGUGUUUCCGGAAGACGUGGCUGUAGCUGCAGUCAGCUGCUGUUCAUCAUCAUCUCUCUCUAACUCUCUGCUACUCUCACCUUUAUCUCCUUAUUCAUCCACUCCUGUUCACCCGGCGUCAGGAUGAUCUCUCUAACGGACUCCCAGAAGAUUGGAAUGGGAUUAACAGGCUUCGGCGUGUUUUUCCUCUUCUUCGGGAUGAUCCUGUUCUUUGAUAAAGCACUCCUGGCUAUUGGAAAUAUCCUGUUUGUUGCUGGACUUUCCUUUGUCAUCGGGCUGGAGAGGACGUUCCGCUUCUUCUUCCAGAAGCACAAGAUGAAGGCCACCAGUUUCUUCCUGGGAGGUGUAUUGGUGGUGCUGAUUGGCUGGCCCAUCAUCGGAGUCGUGCUGGAGAUCUACGGCUUUUUCCUCUUGUUCAGGGGUUUCUUCCCAGUCGUUGUGGGCUUCAUCAGAAGAAUACCGGUCCUCGGCUCCAUCCUAAACCUGCCCUUCAUCAGUGCAUACGUGGACAAAGUGGGCGAGAGCAACACCAUGGUAUAACAGAGACUUUUUAUACCCAGAGAAGCAGGUUUUUUCUAAAGCAACACAAUCUUCCAUCGGGGCUGAUUGGAAAGCAGCUUAAGGUUACAUAUUCAGAUUCCUCCUCUCCCCCCACCCCCUCCAUCUCCACCUCCAGCAGGCAAAGACUUUCUGUCUGUCUGCAAUAUUUCACCGGUCAGUGCUGCUAAUCAAAGGUUCAGCAGAGCGUCGCACCACCGGUCUGUUACUACAGGGUGGAGUCACUGAGGUCACUACGAUAUAUACUUCAAUGUUAUUGAUCGCCGUCACCUUCGAGUGCAUCUGGUCAUGAAAACGAAGGACUGGAAAGAAGGACAACUCCCUGUAAAGCACCAUUGACUCCGUCUACGUGACUUUCUUACUCUGUGGAACAAACCGCUGAUCCUCCACGAGGGAUGACAAGUGGACGGACGGCUUGUUGCCACGUUUCUGUGCCUGUGCUUUCACUUUAUUUGGACGCCAUUUUUGUCUCUUUGUCAGAUAUUCUGUGUUUAGUUUUUGUCCCACAGCUAUUUGAAUACCAAGUGUGGCUAUUUUCAUUUUCCCCCUUUGUUACAUUUGUUUACGGUUGGCUAACUUCAGUAUAAAUUAUUUUUAAGUUCAUGUGUAGUGAGGUGCUUUGGGAUCAUGCUAGUAUUUGUUACUAUUGUUAUUAAAGUCUGGUCACACCAGAAAGUGGCAACACCACCUCAUGUUACGAUGACACGUUGGACGGUGACGUUCAUCCAGGUGGUGCUGGAAGCUUGGUAAUGUAGUGACUACUUAAUAAGGCUAGCCAUUGGUUUUUAUUUAAUUUAAUGAACUACUAGCAGAGACUUGAAAUGUGCUGCUUACAGUAUAUCUAGUCCAGGGGUCAGCAACCUUUACGAUCAAAAGAGACAUUAUAGGCAAAAAAUAAAUAAAUAAUAAUCUGUCUGGAGCCGCAAAA